AGGUAUGACACAAGACAUGGCUCGUGUCCCCUGUCGCUCGGCCACUAGUCCGACAAGGUCGUAAAUACAUCAACCAACAGCUCCGCGUAGAGCACAGGUUAUUUACCCACCCGUCACAGAUAUUAUGGAUACCGUUGUCAGAGCUCAGCACCCGAACCCUGCAUCGCCUUUGUCAUCAACGUCAAAAUCCAGGCACACUCAGUCGAAGCUCGAGCCCGAAACACCAAAGAAUGGCGUGGCGUUUUGAAUAUGGAACGACGACAAUGGGGAACUCUUAUUGCAAGACAAGCGACCCACGAUGUGCGCAAGCGACAGACAGCUGCCCUCAGGUAUAAAUAUAGACCUGGUUGAGAUCGCCGCUGGCUCCUGGGAAUAAGUUUACGAGCACAUCACCAUCGCCACCAGCAGCAAGAAUACACGAGCGCCGGUCGCUAUACAUAGAAAAUGAAGUCCACAGCUGUUCUCCCCAUCUUGGUCGCCGCGGCGACCGCGAACCCGGUUGGAUUGGAGCAGCGCCAGAACUGCCCGGGGGUAUUCGUCUUCGGGGCGCGCGAGACGACAGCGCCCCCGGGCUUCGGCACAGCAGGUGGACUCGUGAACAUGGUGACGGCCGCGAACCCAGGCAGCCAGUCCUCAGCCAUCAACUAUCCGGCCUGUGGCGGCCAGGCGUCAUGCGGCGGCGUCGACUACAACAGCUCCGCCAACCAGGGAACGGCCGCCGUGAUCUCCGCCGUGAACGACAUGAACAGGAGAUGUCCCAAUACCAAGAUCGUUCUCAUCGGAUACUCGCAGGGCGGUCAAAUAAUGGACAAUGCCAUCUGCGGCGGCGCAGGGAACACGCUCUCGGGCGCCGCGCUGAAUGCCGUGAAGGCGGUGGUCUUUAUGGGCGAUCCGCAUAAUGUCGCAGGCUUGCCAUUCAACGUGGGCACAUGUAGAGCGGGAGGGUUCGCUGCCCGACCCCAGGGCUUCCAGUGCUCGCCUGCCAACUCCUUCAUCAUCCAGUCGUACUGCGACGCCGGCGAUCCGUUCUGCUGCAACGGCAACGACCCGAACACGCAUCAGAGCUAUGUGAACGUGUACGGCACACAGGCAUUCAAUUUCAUUCAGUCGCUACUAUGAUAGGAUUGCAGAUGUUGCGGUUCUGGGUGCUCGGAUUCUCUUCGAUAUUGAUCUAGUUCAAAUAAGGUGUGUCAUACAUAGUCAACUUGAAUUUAGCGCGUUAGAACGAGAAUUGAAUGACUGCCUCUCACGAAGAGACUGAAAAGAUCGACCUAGAUGUGGACUGCGCUUUCGCGGAUGCUGGUCUUCUCAACGUGUUACGAAAUUCGACCUAUUGCAUGUAACUAUGGGAGGAGCACAAGAACAAAAAUUGUACAACCUAGUAAU
This is a messenger RNA of Xylaria bambusicola, 1386 nucleotides long. RefSeq names its product cutinase. The record is from RefSeq and is a predicted model, not a curated record. The transcript is spliced from 3 exons. Bases 445 to 1119 code for a protein of 224 amino acids. Gene Ontology annotation, molecular function: hydrolase activity. NCBI's taxonomy places the organism in Eukaryota, Fungi, Ascomycota, Sordariomycetes, Xylariales, Xylariaceae.